ACGUGACGAAGACAAACAGGAAGUGUGGGUCACUGCUGACCACUUAAACUACCACAAAUUUUUGUAGACGUAAAGACAAAAAACUAUAUUAUAUAGCACGAGACGGCAGACUAUCGGUAUGAGGAUAGAAGAAGCAUGGUAUCAUGAAGCUCAGCCAAUUUAUGAGCACAGAUCCUGUCUUUAAGCUGUAAACAUGGAGAACACUCUGUCCAUGGCUGAGUGUGAGGACCAGCCAUUGGCAGAAGAAGACCCAAUGGACGAGUGGCUCUUCCUGUCCUCAGAGUCUGCCUCACCUCCCAUCUUGAGUGUGGACCGUGCAGAGGAGCCAGAGGACACAAGGAAACUCAAGUCUAAACUAUUGUCAGCAUGGAACAGCAUCAAAUAUGUGUCUGCCUGGUCAUUCAAACAGAAAUCCAAAUUCAACAAAAGUUCACCAGUGAUUAUGCUUGGGAAGACAUAUGAGCUGACACAUUCAGGCGACAGGGAGCAAUUUCGCCGCUCGUUUUCGUCUUUGCUGUGGCUCACCUACAGAAGAGGCUUCCCUCUGCUCCCUGGCUCGGGCCUCUCCACUGACAGUGGCUGGGGUUGUAUGCUCAGGACUGGACAAAUGCUGCUGGCUCAGGGACUGCUGCUGCACCUCAUGCCUCCAGACUGGUCUUGGACUGCCAACCUUCACUCAGUAAAAGAUGAUAUAGACCUCCAGGACAACCACGCCUCAGCCGGCACACACCAGAGUCAGAGAAACAGUAAACUGGGUCGACAGCUGAGCCUGGGGUCCCUGCUGGACAGACCCAUGGAGGGCACUCAUAGAAAGGUGAUAUCCUGGUUUGCGGACCUCCCGUCAGCACCAUUUGGGAUACACACACUGGUGGAUCUGGGAAAGAGCUCAGGAAAAAAGGCAGGGGACUGGUAUGGACCCUCCAUAGUGGCACAUAUACUCAGGAAAGCUGUGAAUAAAUCCCCAGAUGUUUCCAGACUCUCUGUAUAUGUUGCUCAAGAUUGCACUGUGUACAAAAAGGAUGUGAGCAGCUUGUAUGACAUCUGGACAUCUGUCAUCAUCUUGGUUCCUGUGCGGCUUGGGGGACAGGAGCUCAACCCCAACUACAUACCCUGUGUCAAAAAACUGCUUGGCUUGCACUGUUGUAUUGGAAUCAUUGGGGGGAAGCCGAAGCAUUCACUGUUUUUUGUUGGCUAUCAAGACAACAAUUUGCUGUACCUGGACCCUCACUACUGUCAGACCACCGUGGUUGUGACAAAGGGAAACUUUCCAUUAGAGUCAUUUCACUGUAAACACCCAAAGAAGAUCCCCUUUUCUCAAAUGGACCCCAGCUGUACAGUAGGAUUCUAUGCCAAAGAUCCAAAUGACUUUGAAAGACUCUGCAAGGAUGUCACUGAGGCUCUGCUCACGUCCACUGACACAUAUCCCAUGUUCAUUUUUGAGGAGGGUCCUGGUCCACAGGAGGAGACAGGCAGCGUGUCCACUAACCUCACCUACAUCCAGAGGAAGAGCCAGAGGAAGAGAGUGUCCACCACCAGCAGCAUGGACGAGUUUGUUUUGCUCUGACUACAGCUGUAUACACUACCAUGUUUUAAAUACUUUUUCUAUAUCUAUUUAUUCUUUUAUAAGGGGCUUAUUUAAUUUAAAGCAGCAGAACAACACUAUAGGUCAGGUGGGUCUGAGUGAUGUGCCCUCACAUGAGCUUAAGCUGUGUGAAUGGAUUAGAAGACUGGAUUUCUGUAAACAUGUGACUGACUACAGGCAAACUCUGGAGCACAAUACAAAGCAGCUACUUUUGGCCUCAAAAUGAUUUAUUCCCUGCUAAAAUUGAAUUUAAUGCAUCUGUUCUGACUAGAAAUCAAGUGACAUGUAAUUUAUCAGUUUAAUCCAAUAAAGGGUUUGUGGGAAAAUACCUCU
Messenger RNA from Periophthalmus magnuspinnatus, 1915 nucleotides. RefSeq names its product cysteine protease atg4da-like. The coding region runs from base 194 to 1564 and encodes 456 amino acids. The transcript is spliced from 11 exons. Lineage: Eukaryota; Metazoa; Chordata; Actinopteri; Gobiiformes; Gobiidae. Gene Ontology annotation, molecular function: protein-phosphatidylethanolamide deconjugating activity. The record is from RefSeq and is a predicted model, not a curated record.